This is a messenger RNA of Parnassius apollo (apollo), 477 nucleotides long. Lineage: Eukaryota; Metazoa; Arthropoda; Insecta; Lepidoptera; Papilionidae. The record is from the annotation of a GenBank genome assembly.
AUGGCGGCCGCGGGCCUGGCCGUGAGUCCGCUCGCGCGCCUCAACCCCUGGCUGAGCGCGUGCGACCUGGAGGAGGAGGGCGCGAGCGGCGAGCACGAGUGCGGGCGAGUGCGUGCGGCGUGCGGCGGCGGUGGCGGCGGCGGUGGCGCGGCUGAGGCCGAGCCCGAGGCACUGGCGGGGCGCGACGUGCCGCACCUGUGCGCGCUGGCAGCGGGCGCGCGGGCGCGACGCCUCGCCGAGCUGCGGCUGCGCGCCUGCUGCGAACGCUCACCCGCCUCCGCGCUCGACCGCGGCGCGCGCGCCGACGUGCUCGCCGGCGGGGACCGCUGCGAGCGCACGCUACGCGAUCUCCUUUCCCUUGACGCGAUGGUCGCGCGCGUGCACUGCGAUUUCGUCAGCAUCCUCGAUCGCUACGACUGCGACCAGCCCUUCUCAGUACACACGUGUCACGAGUGCCAGGUGAGUGCCAGCGUGUAG